GGUCGCAAUCUUCUGGCCAACUUGAACCAUACUUCAAUAUGCCCGCACCAAAUUCCCAGAUCGCCGGAGCCGGCGAGGAGGGCAGUCAGUCGGUCAUCAAAUCCGUCAUUAAUGGGGUUCUCAUGUUUGUGGCCAUUCAAACCGCCAUGAAGUUCAUAAUUCCUAAGGCUGGUACGCCCGCCACAACAACUCCAUCCUCGUUCGAGGAACGGACCUCUCCGGAUGAUCCAUCGACAUACAUGUUUGUCCCCGAGAAGGUUUUCCCCCUUUGGCCUGCGGAGGAGCCGGUAGAUAUUUCCAUCUAUGUAUCUGAGUUGCUCGCCCUACCGCCCCUCUCCUCUGAGCAGAUGGCCUCUAGCCUUGUUUUCAACGAGAAGAACUUCCAGGCCGAUGAUUGGUCGGAGCACCGUAGUGUGACUGUUGAUAUCCCACUCUCCCAACACGUACAGAACAAUGGCACCCUGUUCGCACACAUUUAUGUUAGUCGUUCUGGGUCCGCUAUGGAUCCUACCGACCCCGAUUAUGACAGCUCCAAAGCCUUUAGAAUCAUCUCGCUCUUGACUAAAUAUAUGCCAAAGAAGAAGAUUGUUAAGACCAAAAAACUAAUCGGCGGUGACGAUCAGGAGAGCGGGGAUGAGGAAGUUGCUGUACCUGACAACUCCGGAUCAAUAGUCUCAUACUUUCAUCCUAACCUAACACUGGAUGUAGUCAAUAAUGCUGAUAUUAUCAGCUUUAACACACUUCCGCCACCACUCCGCCAACAUGUGGUACUCGAGGCGACUGGCGCUCGGGACUCAACCGGAAAGAAUGGAUGGUAUUAUCCAAUCGUGUUUGUGAACGAGUUCUGGCAGUUGAAGGACCACAUGAUUGAGCUGAAUAGCACGGUUAAAUCUAUCCCUAUGCAUAUCAAUCUUGCUCCAACUAGCUGGUGGAAAUUCCAGAUGUACUCCUCUUUUGAUGCAUCCUUUAAACAAACGGUUUCCAACCCCGGAAUUGGAGGUUCAGCAAACACGGGGGCUGAAUUGGAGGAACUCAAGCGUGUCCUUGUGGAAACUAACAUCUUCCUUCUCGGAACCACGUUUGUUGUAUCCAUAUUGCAUACCAUCUUUGAGAUGCUGGCUUUCAAGAAUGAUAUAUCUCACUGGCGUAACAAGAAGGACAACGUAGGUGUCAGCGUGAGAACCAUCCUUGCAAAUGUCUUUAUGCAAGCUGUUAUCUUCCUUUACCUCCUCGAUAACUCGGAUGGAACUUCCUGGAUGAUUUUGGCAGGUCAGGGAUUCGGUAUACUCCUCGAAGCAUGGAAAAUCACACGCAUGGUCAACGUCAAGAUCCGACCUGUCAACAGUUUCAUUCCUUAUAGGGUGAUUUUCGAAGAUAAACACAAGUUAUCAAAUCUUGAGAAGGAAACUAAGGAGUACGACGAGGAGGCCUUUAAGUAUCUUUACUGGGUUGCUGUUCCAUUAUUGUUGGCCUACGCCGUUUACUCCGUUCUUUACGACACUCAUAAGAGCUGGUACAGCUUCAUUAUCACUACCUUGGUCGGUAGUGUUUAUGCUUAUGGGUUCCUGAUGAUGGUACCGAGCUUGUAUAUCAACUACCGUCUUAAAUCUGUCGCGCAUAUGCCUCGUAAGACCAUGAUUUACAAGCUGCUUAACACUUUUAUCGACGACCUCUUCGCGUUUACAAUUAAGAUGCCCACGCUCCACAGACUCGCGACACUUCGAGACGACGUCAUCUACUUCAUUGCUCUAUACCAAGCCUGGAUCUACCGAGUGGAUUAUAGACGUGUCAACGAAUUUGGACAGGGAGGAGCUGAUGACGGCGAGGAUGAUAGGAAGGAGAUUGAAGCCAAGAAGGAAUUUGAGGGCGCCACCCCCGUUGGAGUGGGGGCGAAAACGAACGGAGCAGAUAAAGGCAAGAAGGCCACCAAGAGAAAAUAGAUGAUGGAAUAUUAUAGCUGUUAUAGACGUAUCUUGGCUUAAUCGGAGGUGGGGGUGGGGUUGCGUGGUGUUACUAAUUGGUGGUGUAACUUAUGAAUUGUCAUGACGUAUCACUCGAUAUUUGAUUCUCUUCCGUACUUUCCUUUUCUAGGGAACAGACGGAAUAAGGCAACUAUCGUUCCCUAUAGCAUAUCAAUUAUGGUAGGCUGCGAAAAUUGUAUAGUUUCAGAUAUGGAGGUUAGGAGAUAUCGAGCAAAAAAGAUAA
Molecule: messenger RNA, 2205 nt
Organism: Tuber melanosporum (Perigord truffle)
Lineage: Eukaryota; Fungi; Ascomycota; Pezizomycetes; Pezizales; Tuberaceae
Exons: 5
Coding region: 39-1940 (633 amino acids)
Cellular component (GO): endomembrane system; membrane
Source: RefSeq, a predicted model, not a curated record